Molecule: messenger RNA, 1446 nt
Organism: Lizanozyma spartinae
Lineage: Eukaryota; Fungi; Ascomycota; Pichiomycetes; Serinales; Debaryomycetaceae
Gene: DUG1
Product: metallodipeptidase
Exons: 1
Coding region: 1-1446 (481 amino acids)
Biological process (GO): proteolysis
Molecular function (GO): metallodipeptidase activity
Source: RefSeq, a predicted model, not a curated record
AUGUCGUACACUAAGCUUGAAUUGGAACCGCUUUUCUCCAAAAUUGAAGAAUUGAAGCCUCAAUUUAUCACCAGAUUGGCCAAUGCAGUGGCAAUUCCUUCAGUAUCAUCGGAUGAAGAUAAACGUCCCCAAGUUGUGGCAAUGGCCCAUUUCCUUCAAAAGGAGUUAACCAACUUGGGAUUCACUGACAUCCAAUUAAAGGAUUUGGGUACUCAACCCCCACCAACUGUCAAUAAAGAAUUGCAAUUACCCCCAAUUGUUUUGGCUAGACAUGGAAACGAUCCCCUGAAGAAAACUGUGUUGAUAUACGGACAUUAUGAUGUUCAACCAGCAUUGUUGGAAGAUGGAUGGAACACUGAACCUUUCAAAUUGGUUCAUAAUGAAGCCAAGGAUAUUUUAUAUGGUAGAGGUUCCACCGAUGAUAAGGGUCCUGUAAUGGGAUGGUUAAAUGUUGUUGAAGCACAUAAUGCCUUGGGAUGGGAAUUGCCAGUCAAUUUAGUAUGUUGUUUUGAAGGUAUGGAAGAAAGUGGAAGUUUGGGUUUAGAUGAAUUGGUUGCUCGUGAAGCCCAACAAUAUUUUAAAGGCGUUGAUACAGUUUGUAUCAGUGACAAUUACUGGUUAGGUACAAGUAAACCAGUUUUAACUUAUGGUUUAAGAGGUUGUAACUAUUACCAACUUACUGUUUCCGGACCUGGAGCUGAUUUGCACUCUGGUAUCUUUGGAGGUAUUGUAGCUGAACCAAUGACCGAUUUGGUCAAAGUUAUGUCACAAUUGGUUGACUCACAAGGUAAAAUAUUGAUUCCUGGUGUUUACGAUAUGGUUGCUCCAUUGACAGAGAAGGAAGAUGGGCUAUAUGACAAUAUUGACUUCAGUGUUGAAGAAUUGGAAGCUGCUUGUGGCUCCAAGACUGGAUUACAUGACAAUAAGAAGGAUAUCUUGAAGCACAGAUGGAGAUACCCUUCUUUGUCUUUACAUGGUAUUGAAGGAGCCUUUAGUGGUGCUGGUGCCAAAACCGUUAUUCCUGCUAAAGUUGUAGGGAAGUUUUCUAUUAGAACUGUUCCUGACAUUGACUCUGGAAAAUUGGACAAAUUAGUGUUUGACCAUGUCAAUAAGCUUCUCAAGGAAUUGGGUUCUCCUAACACUGGUAAAAUUGAAUUGAUUCAUGAUGGUAAUUAUUGGUUAGCUGAUCCCUUUAAUGAUCUGUUUGGAGCAGCUGCUAAGGCUACUGAAGAUGUAUGGGGUGUUAAGCCUGAUUUCACUAGAGAAGGUGGUUCCAUUCCAAUUACGUUGACUUUUGAAAAGGAAUUGAAAACAAGCGUUUUACUUUUACCUAUGGGUAGAGGUGAUGAUGGAGCUCAUUCUAUUAAUGAAAAGUUGGAUGUUCUGAAUUACAUCAAUGGGUGCAAAACCUUGGGUGGUUACUUACAUUACUAUGGAAAACAAUAA